Molecule: messenger RNA, 1432 nt
Organism: Leptomonas pyrrhocoris
Lineage: Eukaryota; Euglenozoa; Kinetoplastea; Trypanosomatida; Trypanosomatidae
Exons: 1
Coding region: 47-1432 (461 amino acids)
Source: RefSeq, a predicted model, not a curated record
GAGAGGAAUCGACCCAAAACAUCAGAGAUUGUCUUACACAAGCAAAAUGUCUAAAUCGCACUCAGCGCAAAUGCAUGAGGAAAAAAGCAAUUCCGCGACCGUCACCGUCGGCGGCGGCCUUAUGGACUCUGUCACGGCCGCCUAUGUGCAGCGCUACGACCUCGCAUACAGCCUGCACACGAUGGUCAAGAUUCUCCGCGACGUCAACGAAGCCUUCGCACCGAUGACGCCGUCACAGCUCUCCAUCCCUCAGAAGUCGUCCCCGUCACCUCUUGCCUCGCAGGAAGGAGCCGCAAUCAUGACGAGUCCGUUGGGUGCAAAAGAGGACAGCUUUCACGCAGCAGCAGCAAGCUCGACGGCAGGCAUGGUGGACCUGUCUGACAAGGAGAGUCCAGACACGAACCUUCCGCUUCAACUUCUGCUUUCUUUCUUCACGCCACUUUCCACCACGAGCGCAGCGACAAAAGGUAACGGUGUGAAACAGUACUCGACGCCACCGAGCCCGACUCUUUCUUCUUCUCUGGAGGCGGUGAAGGAGGCUGCGGAGAGCGGCGGCGCAAGUCCUUCUGGAUCGCCCACCUCCACUUCACAUGCUGGGCCGUGGCCUGCCGCCGCGGCUUUCACCACAAAAGACGCUGCUCUUAAAGCGGAGGUGUGCCGCUGCUUUGCCCAGCAGUGCGAGCGUCUCCACUCCGGAUUGGGUCUGGUGGACUCCUCCGGUUCGAGUCUCCGCUGGUCAGACCUGUGUCCCGCCUCGGGUGGCCACGAGCGCGUGGGUGUCGCGCUUGUCUUCGAUGUGUUUCGGUGCUGGCGCCAAGUCGUGGUUCCGCUGCUGCGCACAACGGGAGAUUUGGCCAUGUCGAGCGACGCGCCAGCGCAGGACACCCCGGACGUGCUCUUCGAAGCGAUGCUCGCACCAUCAUCGCAACAAUUGCCAGAAAGCGCAGCAGCGGUGUGUUCGUGUUGGUGCUACACACUCCUGCAAGGCUACUGCCAAGACUUUCCUGAAGAGCUGUGGGCAUCCAUCGUGAGCGCUGGACAGUGUGCCGCAGCUGCUCAGCAACGCUUGUGGCGAGGCGCCGCUUGCGUUGACAGCGGUGAGGUGGGGCUACCGUCACUGACGUGUGAGACGCUGCUGUUGCGCAGUUUCAUGGCGCACCUCGCCUGUCCAGCAGUGGAAUCGUUUGAUGCGUCGCCCACUUCUUCUUUGCCAUCCGUAAUGACGACUGCCCACGUGUCGGCUGCAGUCACAGCGGCGAAGCAGCGCAGUCCAGCGUGGGCGUGGGCGGAGGUGGAGGAAAUGCGUGAAGCGCUGUGCCAAGGUGGCACCUCUGCAGAUGACGCCGCCCUGUCAGCGUUGCUCUGCGCAGAUGGGUACUGGGCGGCUUUUCUUCUGCCUUACAUAGCCAUGUAUGCGCAGUACUGCCUGUAG